Molecule: messenger RNA, 171 nt
Organism: Penicillium salamii
Lineage: Eukaryota; Fungi; Ascomycota; Eurotiomycetes; Eurotiales; Aspergillaceae
Source: the annotation of a GenBank genome assembly
AUGCGUCGCAGUUUGGAAUCUGUGAAUCAGGUUUUCCUCGAUGCGCCGUCGGUUUGGAAGAUUGUACCUUACGCGCGAAAUAUAUCAGAGGCUUUGGCGCUCGAUGAUGCUGAGCGCGAGCCUGAGAAAGCCGGCGCUGCCGAUGAUGUUGAGAUGCGGGAGUACAUUUGA